GUCCGCCCUCUACGCCGCCGCCAUGUCGGCGCAGGCCCAGAUGCGCGCGAUGCUGGACCAGUUGAUGGGCACCUCCCGGGACGGGCCCUGGUGGUGGCAACCGCCUGUGUGCCACUGAAAAUCGUGCCGAUGCCUGGCAUACUGCAUAAAUGGAAGCAGGGUACCGCGCAUCAUGGGCUAAGGAAAGAGCACUGGGCUGAGAUUCAGGAGACCUGGUCUCUAAUUGUAACCUUGGCCUUCACAGUUGUUGAUCACAUAGCAUGGUCAUCCACUCACAGCUUAAAAAAAUACAGGGAGCAUCGGAGAGAAUGGGUUCAAUGUAUCUAUGCCUGCCUACUUCAAUCUGCAAGGGAGUGUCAGAAAGGCCCCGCAUUCGCCGAGCCCAGCAAAAGGGAGACACUUCAGCUGGAACAAAAUAGUGGAAGAAAUGGCGUCUGGGGUUCAGUGGGGAUUCGCAGAGACACUACCCGUCAGCGAAUCAAAUUCAGUGACGACAGAGUAUGCAAGAGCCAUCUUCUCAACUGUUGCCCCCAUGAUGUCCUUUCUGGAACUAGAAUGGAUCUUGGAGAAUGUCUGAAAGUUCAUGACCUCGCUUUAAGAGCAGAUUAUGAAAUUGCAUCCAAGGAACAAGAUUUUUUCUUCGAACUUGAUGCCAUGGAUCAUCUGCAGUCAUUUAUUGCAGAUUGUGAUCGAAGAACAGAAGUGGCUAAGAAAAGAUUAGCAGAAACCCAAGAAGAGAUUAGUGCUGAAGUGGCUGCAAAGGCAGAACGUGUUCAUGAAUUAAAUGAAGAAAUUGGUAAAUUAUUAGCCAAAGUGGAACAACUAGGAGCUGAAGGGAACGUGGAAGAGUCCCAGAAAGUAAUGGAUGAAGUAGAGAAAGCACGGGCAAAGAAAAGAGAAGCAGAGGAAGUGUAUCGGAAUUCUAUGCCAGCUUCCAGUUUCCAACAGCAGAAACUUCGAGUCUGUGAAGUCUGCUCUGCCUAUUUAGGUCUUCAUGAUAAUGACAGACGACUGGCUGAUCAUUUCGGGGGUAAACUGCACCUGGGAUUUAUUGAAAUAAGAGAAAAGCUUGAAGAAUUAAAGAGAGUCGUAGCCGAGAAGCAGGAGAAAAGAAACCAGGAACGCCUGAAACGAAGAGAAGAAAGGGAGAGAGAAGAAAGGGAGAAGCUGAGGAGAUCGAGGUCCAGAGAGCAUCGCAGACACCGAUCUCGCUCCAUGUCUCGAGAACGCAAGAGGAGGACUCGAUCCAAGUCUCGGGAGAAACGCCAUCGCCACCGGUCCCGCUCCAGCAGCCGUAGCCGCAGCCGCAGCCAUCAGCGAAGUCGACACAGUUCUAGAGAUAGGAGCAGAGAGCGGUCCAAGAGGAGGUACUGACGUGCCGAUCGGAGGAUGUGGAGCUACCUUUAUGUUUAGCCUGUUGUUUGCUUAUGUUACUUAGGAUUAGAGUUUAGAUUAUUGGUUUGAACUUGCACCUGGUGAUAUGUACACAUUUGUGUGUGGGUGUAUACAUUUUUUUUCCAGAUUAUAUUGGUAGUUCAGAAAGAUUUACAUGCGAGCCCGAAUAAGAAAUUGGAACUGGUAUGUGCAGAGGUUAUUACUGCUUUUCUCUGCUUAGUAUGUCUUGGGGGAAAAAAACUAUUUUACAGGCAAAUAAUUUUAGGUACUAAUAACUCUUGAAGUUUUUCAAUAUGUAUUAACACAUUAGGGGCUCUCAGAAGUCCUUUCAUUAAGAGUUGUUUAGCUUUGUUUGGCUUACUGUUUUCCAAACUUGAGCUGGUACACAGAGAAGACACAUUCUAGUAUAUUCUUGUUUAAUCUGUGCUAUUAGUAAUUCAUUGUUGUAUGUACAGCUUUGGCAGGGCAGGUUCAAAAUUUGAAGGAAGUUACGAGACUUCUUGGUAUAAAGAAAAACUCAAAAGUUAAAAGGCAGGCAGACACUGGGUAAGGUAUACUCAAAGACCUGAAUAUCUCGUGAGAGGAAACAGAGGAUGGUAGAGGAGUUUAGUCCUCACAGUUUGCAUAGACUAAGCUCCCAAAACUUCUCAGGUCACAUCAUAGCCCUUUAAACCAGGUAAUUUCUGUGGAACAUAAAUCAUAUUCAAUUUGCUUUGUUUUCCUCAACAGCUAUUCUUACAUAUAUAUAGAAUAAACUUUCUUUUGAGUGCCUAGUACUUACUAGUUUUACAUUUUCUAUGGAUUAUUCUAUGUAGAGUCCAUAAUAGAAUCUAUAGAAAGCUGUUUCUAUUUGUUGGACUCUCAACUGCCCAUUCCCUGAAUUCACUCACAAGCUGAGUGCUUUUUAGGGUCCCAACUGGUAUUUUAUUUCUUACAUUUCUAACCAUUUUCCUUAUGACUUUAAUCAGUGAAAACUGUUUGCUUCCUACUGCACUAGGCUUAGUAAAAGAAAUGUAACAUAGUUAGGCACCCAUAUUCAGGUUGCUCUAAGAAGCUUGCUGUAUAAAUUCGAACACAGAACUGACAUCAGACAAAAGAUUAUAAAAUGCUAAACUGGAUACAGUAGGGUGUUGCAGGUCUAGAGGAGGGAAAUGCCAGAGUAACACAAAUUGGCUUCAGGUCAUCAGUGAAACUGGAAUAAAGUGGAUGUAAUUUAAACAGGUAGGACAUACAGUUAUAGGCCACUUGACUCACACUCUUGAAACUGGAUUUUGGAGGCCAAACCCUCAGCAGUGUUUAGAAAUAAACAUUUGUUAAAAGUUCUCUGUAUAUCUUAAAUUUGUACAUUAAAUUUUGAGAAUCAUGCAGCUAGGUGAUGAAGAUCUAGAUAAUUUCUUGUGUUGACCUGCCUAACUGUCAUUGUUUUUGGUGUUUGUGAACUCUUGAUGUCUUUAUUGGUGGUGGAGACCUCGGGAGGGAUGGGAGUGAAGUCUCAUUCUCUGAGAUUAUGUCAUCUGAGUCCCUGAUGCUUCCUGCAGUUGUGAAGUUGUAUAGGAAAAAUUUCCAAUUUACGUGACAGCCCUCAUAUCUGAGACUUCAGCAUGUUCACAAAGAGGCCUAUUUUUGUAAAACUAUUAAAAGUUUUGCUUUUCUCAAGAGCACCUCUCAUCUUUGAAUUCAAAUUCUCUUUUGGAAUAUUAUUUUUACCAAACAUUAGCAGGUAAUUGCUAUUAAAACCUACUUGUUACUACAUAGAACAUUAAAUUUUGCUACAAAUGUGGAUUUAAUUUUUAAAGGCAAAAGUUCCCUUAGAAUUCUUGGCUGUUUUGUUGUUCUCCUGCCUGUACUGGGAAGCACUGGUCUCUGCUGUAAUAGAUUGCUCUGUGACCUUUCCUUGGCUCAAGUUCCCUACGCCAGCGACUAUCACUUGCAGCUUUCUGCUGCUUUCUCUGUUCACACCUGGACAGUGCAACCUUGUAGUCAGAUCACAUCACAUGGGUCCAGGGGCCUUGGCCAAGUAAGGUCAUUAUGUCACCUAUCUACUGUGGGAAGAGAGUAUUGGGGCUGGGAAUAUAGCUCAGUGGCACAGUGCCUGCCUGGCAAGUGUGAGGUCCUGAGUUCGAGUCCUGGUGCCAAAAAAAUACACUAGUGGAAAGAUAGUAUUUGCCCUUAAUUAGGAUUAUUGGUAGUGUGGAUAAGAAGUGUAUACAGACUACUCUUGUGGGGGAUGUUGUAAUUGCUCACAUAGCAUUAGUUGAUGUUCAUCACAGAUACUUUCCAGUUCUUAUCAGUAGGACUUACCAGCAUCACAUGUUCCUAUUUUUAGGUAUCAUUUCUAUGAGUGUUCUUUAUAUUCCAUUCCUGCAAAAGCUAUAUAGAUGGAGCUAGUAUAGACCUAGAAUCAUUAGAUUUGCGUUGUGAUUUUCGUAACACAUCAUUUUAAUGCUCAGAGUUAAUAGUAAUCUUUGUCUUCGUUAAUCCUCCUGAACUAUAUAAAAUAGAAUACAUUAUUAUUGGUUUGCUGCCUUAUGUUUUCCUGAAAACAUUACUUAUUCAGGGCUGGGAGUGUAGUUACACCGUAGAAUACAUGCUUAGCCUACACCAGGCCCUGGGUUCAAACUCCAACAUCAAAAAGUGUUAUUCAGGUCUUGGCAGUGCCUCAGAUCUUAAUUCUGAAUGUGGGUUGAGAUAAUUAUGUGUAAAAGUUCUGUAUCACCUGUAAAGAGCCAAAUAAAUGUAGUAUUUGUUAUUAAUUUUA
Chinchilla lanigera (long-tailed chinchilla) is the source of this 4153-nucleotide messenger RNA. Its product is annotated as putative RNA-binding protein Luc7-like 2. Gene Ontology annotation, cellular component: U2-type prespliceosome; U1 snRNP. NCBI's taxonomy places the organism in Eukaryota, Metazoa, Chordata, Mammalia, Rodentia, Chinchillidae. Gene Ontology annotation, biological process: mRNA splice site recognition. The transcript is spliced from 13 exons. The coding region runs from base 130 to 1374 and encodes 414 amino acids. Gene Ontology annotation, molecular function: mRNA binding. The record is from RefSeq and is a predicted model, not a curated record.